AUGAAAUAUUUUUCAAAAUCAACAAGAAAAUUAUUGAUAACUUCUUGUAGUUAUUCAAGCAGGCUACGAACAUAUGAACCUCAUCAGUUUUUUGUAGGAGAAAAAGACAGAUUCAAUGGUGUUACUAUUAAUACUGAUAAAGAAAAUUUUGAUAAAACUUGUUUUACUCAAAGACUUGAAGCCUCUAUAGGAAAAUGGGCAUCAGAAAGAAAACGGUGCAUUUGGUUUAAAGUUAAUAUUAAAGAUGCCCAUUUUGUUCCAGUUUUAGCAGAUAAAGGGUUUAAUUUUCAUCAUGCUAGAGAUAACUUCGUGAUGAUGUAUAAAUGGCUACCCAAUGAUUCGGAGCCGAAUCUGCCACCAGCAAGUCAUACAAAUCUGGGAGUUGGAGCUUUGGUGUUCAAUAGUAAAAAUCAACUUUUGGCUAUAUCGGAAAAACAUUAUGAAUAUCCUCAUUGGAAACUUCCAGGUGGCUAUGUAGAAAGAGGUGAAGAUAUUAUAGAUGCAGCUAAAAGAGAAGUGAAAGAAGAGACAGGGGUUAAUACAUCAUUUCUGUCUUUGCUUACAUUCAGACAUCAGCACAAUAUGAUGUUUGGUAAUUCUGAUAUAUAUAUACUUCUCAUGAUGAAGGCUCUUUCAGAAAAAAUUAUAUUGUCACAUAGAGAAGUCAAAGAUUGCAAAUGGAUGGAAGUAGAGGAAUAUGUUAAUCACCCUCAUGUUCAUCAGUUUAAUAGGCUGGUCAUACAAAAAGCAAAUUAUUAUAUUAAGAAACAUUUAAAAUUGGAUUUAGAGAAAACCACUGUUAAGUGGGCACAGUUAACAAGAGAAAUGACUUAUUUAUCUGUAAAUGACUAUGAUUAUAAUAAUUAA
Messenger RNA from Parnassius apollo (apollo), 867 nucleotides. The record is from the annotation of a GenBank genome assembly. NCBI's taxonomy places the organism in Eukaryota, Metazoa, Arthropoda, Insecta, Lepidoptera, Papilionidae.